Haliotis rufescens (red abalone) is the source of this 6907-nucleotide messenger RNA. Its product is annotated as dihydropyrimidine dehydrogenase [NADP(+)]-like. Gene Ontology annotation, biological process: thymine catabolic process; uracil catabolic process. The record is from RefSeq and is a predicted model, not a curated record. The transcript is spliced from 20 exons. Gene Ontology annotation, molecular function: dihydropyrimidine dehydrogenase (NADP+) activity; iron-sulfur cluster binding; uracil binding. Bases 323 to 3574 code for a protein of 1083 amino acids. Gene Ontology annotation, cellular component: cytoplasm; cytosol. Lineage: Eukaryota; Metazoa; Mollusca; Gastropoda; Lepetellida; Haliotidae.
UUGUUUUGGCUUGAAACCGUUUCACUUGAUGCAAAAUACCCACGUCAACUUCAACCGGAAGAGUAGAUGUUUUGAAAUCAUUCGCAAUUCGUGUUAUAAUGUCAUAAUGUCACAUAUUAUUAUUUCUCUAGUUUACUGACCUCAUACUGAAUGCGAAUGUGAUCAUUGACCCCAAAUCGUGUCAUAUGAUGAUUUGACAUGGACACGGAAAAAGAAACAUUAUAGCGUCUAUGUAUGGUUUGCCAUAUUUUGUUAAUAAAUGUAACCUUCUUAAAGGGGCACUGAUCUAACGCAAUUCCCCGGACUGGUUACUGUUUAAGUCAUGAGGAAAUAUCUGUUUGUGACAUUUAGCCAAAGAUAUUUGCACUGGCAUCGCAAGAUUGUUUCAUGGCGAGUCGCCAGGGAAAGUGGGUCAGAGGGAGACGUGGGUCAAAGGUGGCCCAGGCGGAGAAUCGUUAACAACAUGGCGAGCACAGCACUAAGCAGGGAUAUUCCUGACAUCGAGAAUAUCCUGUCCCUGAACCCACGGGUGACAACUCAUGCCAAUGCUGUCCCCAGCGCUGUCACCAAGACAGCCAAGAAGCUCUGGAAGAGGAACCAGGACAAGUCUUGCUCUAGUUGUAACAACUUGGUGAAAAACUUUGACGACAUCAAACACACGACACUUAGCGAACGCGCUGCACUUCGGGAGUCAGCACGAUGUCUCAAAUGUGCCGACGCCCCCUGUCAGAAGAGCUGCCCCACCCAGCUGGAUAUAAAGACGUUCAUCAGCUGCAUCUCUACAAAGAAUUACUAUGGUGCUGCCAAGGCCAUCCUGUCAGACAAUCCUCUUGGGUUGACCUGUGGCAUGGUGUGCCCGACCUCUGACCUCUGUGUCGGAGGUUGUAACCUUGAUGCCUCUGAAGAAGGACCAAUCAACAUCGGCGGCCUCCAGCAGUUUGCCACUGAGAUAUUUAAGACCAUGAACAUACCUCAAAUCCGUGAUCCGAGCUCAGUCCCUAUUGACCAAUUACCUGCCAGCUACAAGUACAAGAUUGCCUUGAUUGGCUGUGGCCCAGCCAGCAUCAGUUGUGCCACAUUCCUUGCUCGACUUGGAUACAGUGAUGUCACAAUAUUUGAGAAAAAUGAGUAUUUGGGAGGUCUCAGCACGUCAGAGAUCCCCCAGUUCCGGUUACCCAUCAGUGUUGUCGACUUUGAGAUCCAGCUGAUGAAGGACUUAGGAGUCAAGGUUGAGACAGGUAGAUCCCUCAGCACCAAGGACAUCACCCUCAAGUCACUGCAACAACAGGGCUACAAGGCUGUCUUCAUUGGAAUGGGCCUGCCAGACCCCAAGAAGAUCCCAAUAUUUGCUGACCUCACGGAAGACAUGGGUUUCCAUACGUCCAAGAGUUUUCUGCCAAGGGUGGCAGCAGCAAGCAAAAGUGGCAUGUGUUCAUGUAAGACACAGCUACCUCAACUCCAUGGCAAUGUCAUCGUCCUCGGAGCAGGAGAUACAGCGUUUGAUUGUGCAACAUCGGCGUUGAGAUGUGGUGCUAAACGCGUGUUUGUUGUCUUCAGGAAAGGCUUCACCAACAUCAGGGCUGUUCCUGAAGAGAUGGAGCUAGCAAAGGUGGAGAAGUGUGAGUUCAUGCCGUUCAUGUCACCCAAACAAGUGUUGACCAAAAAUGGCCGAGUUAGCGGGAUGGAGUUUCUGCGAACUGAGCAGAAUGAUGCCGGAGACUGGGAGGAGGAUGAAGAGCAGCUUGUCCGAGUGAAGGCCGACUUUAUCAUCUCUGCCUUUGGAUCUGGACUCACUCUGGAGGAUGUGAUUCAAGCCUUGGACCCCAUUAAACUGAACAGAUGGAACCUGCCAGAAAUGAACGACAAAACAAUGCAGACAUCCGAACCGUGGGUGUUCUGUGGCGGUGAUAUUGCUGGGGUAGCUCAGACGACGGUGGAGUCCACAAAUGAUGGGAAGAUCGCUUCCUGGCACCUACAUAGAUACUUGCAGAGUCGAGAUGAAGUCAUUGUUGCCCCAGAGCCAAGUCUGCCCAACUUCUUCACCCCUAUAGACGAGGUUGACCUGAGUGUGGAGAUCUGUGGUCUCCGCUUCCCCAACCCCUUCGGCCUGGCCAGUGCCCCGCCCACCACCAGCAGCCCCAUGAUCCGAAGGGCCUUCGAGGCGGGAUGGGGGUUUGCCCUGACCAAGACAUUCUCCCUCGACAAGGAUAUUGUGACCAAUGUGUCCCCCCGUAUUGUCAGGGGAACCACCUCAGGUCACCUUUUUGGACCAGGUCAAGGGUCGUUCCUCAACAUCGAGCUGAUCAGUGAGAAGACCGCAGCCUAUUGGUGCUCCAGUGUCACUGAACUCAAGAAGGACUUCCCAGACAGGAUUGUGAUAGCCAGCAUCAUGUGUGGCUACAGCAAGGAGGACUGGACACUGCUGGCCCAGAUGGCCGAGAAAGCAGGGUCGGAUGCUCUGGAACUCAAUCUAUCCUGUCCCCACGGUAUGGGAGAGAGAGGCAUGGGGCUGGCCUGUGGACAGGAUCCCGAAUUGGUGCGAAAUAUUUGCCGGUGGGUGAGAGAGGCCAUCAAGAUCCCAUUCUUUGCAAAGCUGACCCCAAAUGUGACCAGCAUCGCUGUCAUAGCUGAGGCUGCGUACGAAGGUAAAGCUGACGGAGUGACUGCCACAAAUACUGUCUCCGGUCUGAUGGGAUUACGGAGUAAUGCUACUGCCUGGCCCAGCAUUGGCAAGGAACAUCGCACCACAUAUGGAGGUGUGUCUGGCAAUGCUAUCCGACCAAUUGCACUGCGUGCAGUGUCUGACAUUGGCCGCCACCUCCCUAACUUCCCUAUCCUGGCCACUGGUGGAAUAGACUCAGCUGAUGCAGGACUGCAGUUCCUUCAGGCUGGGGCUUCUGCUCUACAGGUAUGCAGUGCUAUACAGAACCAGGACUUCACGGUGGUGCAGGACUAUAUAUCCGGGCUGAAGACCCUGCUGUAUCUGCAAGGCAUUGACCAGCUGGUCAACUGGGAUGGCCAGAGUCCUCCGGUCCCAAAACACCAGAAGGGAAAGCCCGUGCCCCGGGUUGUCGACCUCAUCGGAAAACAUCUGCCAUCAUUCGGUCUGUACAUGAAAGAACGGGAUGAAGCUAUAGCAAAGGUGAAGGUCAAGGCCGACUUGCUGGGGAAUGACAACAAACUGGUACCUCUCCGACCAGCAAAUGCGCCAAAGAAGUCUGUGCCCUCUGUGAAGGAUAUGAUUGGUAAAGCUCUCCCGAUGAUCGGCACUUACAAUGACCUUGACAACAAACAGCAAGUAGUUGCCUUGAUAGAUGAGGACAUGUGCAUCAACUGUGGCAAGUGCUACAUGACCUGCAACGACUCCGGUUACCAAGCCAUAGAGUUUGACCCUGAGACGCAUCUCCCUCAUGUAACAGAUGACUGCACAGGCUGUACCUUGUGCUUAUCCGUGUGCCCGAUCAUGGACUGCAUCACAAUGGUCAAGCGAGAAAUCCCCUACAUCCCCAAGCGUGGCAUAUCCCUCAAUGUCAGCAACAUCUCCGCUCCAGCUGUCGUCUUGGCAACCAACUAGAGAGACAUGCCAACAUAAGUCCAGAUGAAGUCUGCUUCCUUGAAAUAACAUUUACAACAAUCAUGUCUUUUGAAAAACAUACAGUACUAUUUGAAGCCAGUUGUAAAAUCGAAAUAUUGCCUCUUAAAUAUUUUAACCACAUAUGGAUAAGACGUUCAUCUAUACAUUUCUGUAUGUUAGUGUGCUAUCGUAUUUACUGUAACAAGGGAACUUAGGAAAUUGGCAUAAACAAAAGGAGCGAGGAGACUUAUUAAUACCUUACACAAGUUAAAUUUGUUUUUAGACAUCAAGCUUUAGUGAACUAACUCAGAACAAACUUCAAUGAAACAAACUUUUUCCAGAAUAAUUACUUGACAUUUAUCUACCUUGAUAUGCAGCUGUUUCCUGCAACAUAUCUGAAAUAUACACAAGAACAUACAGACUGUCAUGACAGUUUUCGCUCUUAGUCAGAGCGCAUAUAUAGAUUAAUUACAAUUUGGCCUAGAAGUUGUUCAGGUGAAUAUGGUAAUUAUUUAGCAAAUGGAUAAAAUGUGUGCAUUUACAUAUUUCCCUCAGUUUCCAACAUGCAUUUCAUUUCAUGGAUGAUGUGAUACAGUGCUAUGAUGUCAUGAAACGAGGUUACACAGCUUUGCAAUAAUUCCAUUCACUUUUGUUGUAAGCAAUGAUAUAUGAUGCCAUUUCUUUAACGUUUAGUCCAUUAUUCUCAGCUUUAUCGUUUCAUCUUGACAAUGGAUUUACCGGUACUUAAAAUAUGUUGUUAAGGGAUUUCUGAUACACGACUUGAACAUUAUAGUUAUAGGUGCAAAAUGGGAUUUCAAGUAUGUGAUGUAAAUUUGAUAUUGAUAUCACUAAGUUUGCCUGUCACCUUAAAGUAAAUUGGGACAAGAAUCUCUCUGUUGACAUUAUUAGGAUUACCCAUACACUAGCAUAAACUAUUUACGCUGUAAGAAACAAGAUACUGCUGUCCUGUGUUUGGGAGUAAUUUUGUACACGCAACUGCCGUGAAUGAAUGAGGUGCACAUCAUAUUGGGGUCAUUCAGAUAUCUGCCCAAAAUUGAGAACGCAGCAGACUAUUAAGAAAACACCAUAGGAAUAAAGGCAAAUCAGCUGUAUGUGAGGAAAGUGUUAGCUAGCAGUGUUGUGUUUGAGUUUUGUUGUCAACAAUACAUCUUUGAAAAAGUUCUCAGGGAAGUGGUGCUGAUGGUGUAUUAGAAUAUCAACUUGAGGCCAUACAAGGGAAUGCAUGCUUCUUUUCCUGUUCCCACUUAAUACAUACAUGCACAAGUACGCAUCAAAAUAUGUAUGAACAUACACAUCCAAAUGACAUCUUUGAAUUUGUUAUGACAGUUGACUUAAUAGUGAUGGAGUCUGUGUCGAAAGGCAACAAUAUGGAUAUAGUUAUAGUCAUUGGAAAUUGAGACCAUGCCUUAUGAACUGGAUAUGAAAAGCUAAAGAGGACAUAUUAAAACAAUUACAAACAAAUCUGACAUAAAAAGAAUGUUAUGUAUGUAGAUUUUAUGAUGAUUGUUAUAAUUGUUUUUUGUGAGAAGAAUAUCUGUAUUAAUGUACUAUUCCUUCAGCUUAAUGAGGGUUAUUUUUUUUUCAGUAUUCGGAAUAUAUGGUCAAAUGCAUGGUAUAAAUAUGUAUAUGUUAACAUUUGUUGAUUUUCCUUGUGGUUGAUUGUUAGAACUGUUGCAUGCGUCCACAAUCAUAUGUUGAUCUCUGAUGGAGAAUCGCUCCUCUCAAGUCAAGUGCUUGUUGAGUAUGUUAGUAUGACCUAGCCCAGGAUGUCAUUGCUUCCUUCUGCUGUAUGUAGUGUGUGUGUCAGGGUAGGUCAUGUACAGUAACAGGCUCUAUACGGGCCAGUUUGUUGUCGACUACCUUCCAUGUAGCGGUCGUAGAGCUACAACUAGCGUAAGUCUAAACAUAUGGGAGUUACAACAAUCACCCCACCAUGGUAGCAUUGUGGUAAACUCACCAGUAUUUGGAUCACCGAUUCAACAUUGAAACAAAUGAAAAAUGGUGUACGUAAAAAUGUCCUUUAUAAACAAUUUUUUUUAGUAAUUUGUGAUUUGUGUUAAUUAGUAUUCAGGAUUUGGGGGUGAGCAAUGAGACUCAGAGUGAACAAUAAGAUGGUAUUUGGAAUUCAAGUGAGGGGCUCAGUGGUAAGAUCGCUUUGUCAGAGACACCUCCGGUAGCUAAUGUGAUAAACUCAUUUCACAGAGAGGCCUUAGUGACAUGUCAAUCAUGGUAUGUGUAUUGUAGUAACACAGUCUCUUACUGUUCCUUGCCCAACUUCAAAUGGUACUCACAGCUUUAUAUCUAAUACAUGUUGUUUUCUGUACAAUUUGAGUUUCCAAUUGUGCAUAAGUUUUGCUUAUGAUCAAGGCAUUCAUUACAAUCUGUUUCAGCUCAUCGUUUACGUACCAUUUCAUGGUUUGAAGUGAGCUCAAUAUUCCCAGCAUGCAGAGUUUUACUGAUUCUUGACCUUCAGAUAACCUUGACCUUCAGGAUAUACAUGACCUUCAAACAACCUUGACCUCUUGACAUUAAUCCAGUGUAUAGAUCUUCUAUACUCCCUCUUGUAACUCAGGUGAAGUUAGGAAUCACUGACAGUGCUGCAUCAGUUCAUCUGGUCAUAUGUCAUGUGAGUUUGGUGUGACAAGUUGUCCUGUGUCAUCUGUAAAUGUUUCAUACGUUCAACUUCUCCAGAACUGCAUGACGGAUUGAGCUGAAAGUGUGCCUUAUACCCAGAGAAUCCAACGCCUUCAGAUCUGAAGCCUUGUUAACAAUAUUGUAAAGUAGUUUACAGAUCCAAGCAUCAUCUUCAAUUAGAUUGCAUCAUGGUAGAUGAUCUUGGUAAUAAUAUUUGCUGUUGUUUAUUCCAUGAAAACAACUGAUACAGUGAUUCUGAAAAUGUUCAUGGUGAUUACACCUGUUUUCUCUCACCAAAUCAUAAAUUGGGAUGGAAUUUUUUUUGAGACAAUGUAAUACCAAAAGGCUAAGUGUACACCGUGACAUUUGAUUUGUGCAAGGCGAACUUCUCAGUAAAGUCUUUUUGACAUUUUUCCCAAUUUAUAUUACUAGUUUACCAGACAGGUAAUUAUGUAAAUACUUGGCAUCAUGCAUGUUUUGACCUAUACAUGAAACAGGAAUCCAGUAGAGCAUUCACACUGCUUAUACAAAUAUUCAAGACACAAUUUUGGGGUCUUUUAUAAUAUUGACUUGUGGUUGAUCUAUGUGUCACCUGACCUCCAUAAUCUCAAAUCAGUGACAUAUUGGGGAAUAUGUAUGCAAAUGUAGACAACUGGCAAUAAAAUCAUACAUAGAUAG